AUGGUAAAGAAAGCAAAUGGUGAUUGGAGACCAUGUGGGGAUUAUCGUCGUGUUAAUGCAAUAACCGUCCCCGACCGAUAUCCCGUUCCGCAUAUCCAAGAUUGUACGCAACAAUUCGAGGUCAUGACGAUAUUUUCAACUCUAGAUUUAACCCGAGCGUACCACCAAAUUCCUGUUUUUCCUGGGGAUAUUCCGAAAACAGCGAUUACAAUGCCAUUUGGCCUCUUUGAAUAUGUAUAUAUGCCUUUUGGCUUGAGAAACGCUGGUCAAACUUUUCAAAGGUAUAUACAUCAAGUUUUGUCAGGGUUUAAUUUUUGUAUCCCAUAUUUUGACGAUUUGUUUAUUGCAUCCAAAUAUGCAGAUGAACACAGAGAACAUUUAAGACAAAUUUUCACAAGGCUUGAAGAACACGGGUUAAAACUUAACCCUUCAAAAUGUGCUCUCGGUAAACCGCAAGUUUCAUUUUUAGGGUGCUUAAUUACACCAUCAGGUGUUAAGCCUUUACCCGAAAAGCCUUUCAACCUACCUUUUGAGAGAUUCCAGCACGUGCAUAUUGACUUAGUUGGACCCCUUCCACCCUCUGUUGGUUUUAACUAUUUGCUGACGUGUGUUGAUCGCUACACUAGGUGGCCGGAGGCCAUCCCUCUCAGUGACGUCUCAGCGGAAACAGUAUCCAAGGCCUUCGUCGCUCAUUGGGUAUUUUGGUUUGUAGUUCCUGCCAUCUUGACUACAGACCAAGGCCGACAAUUUCAAUCCCAUCUCUUCUCCUGCCUGAAGUCUAUGUUUGGAAUGCAGCGAAUCCGCACAACCCCCUACCAUCCUUCUUCAAACGGUAUGGUUGAACGGUUCCACCGUUCUCUGAAGCAAGCUCUUCGGUGCCACAACACCAAAUGGACUGAAUCGUUACCAGUAGUUUUACUAGGACUGCGAACUUGCUUCAAGGAGGAUCUCAAUGCAUCUUGUGUUGAGAUGGUCUAUGGACAAACUGUCGUCUUACCUGGAGAGCUCUUUGAACCACCUUCCGAUGCUCCAAGUGAUCCUUCAACUUAUCUUUCGAAACUUUGA
Parasteatoda tepidariorum (common house spider) is the source of this 1065-nucleotide messenger RNA. Lineage: Eukaryota; Metazoa; Arthropoda; Arachnida; Araneae; Theridiidae. The record is from RefSeq and is a predicted model, not a curated record.